AAACUAAUCAGCCCGUCUGAAGGGGCGGGCGUCUUUGAUACUGUAGUUGGUACUGCAGUUGAUGGUUUUGUUCAUUACGGCUUACCUUGGAUGGGUAAAAAAGCAGUUGAAAUGGGACGAUAUUAUGGCUCAGAAGCACUCAGAAACCCUAAAUUACAGAAAAAAGCUAUAGAUUAUACUUUGAACAAAUUAAAUCCAAUGAUUCAAAAUGUCGGUUCUCAAGCUCUUAACCAAUUGUCAACUAAAAUACGACCAAAGAAAAACUAUAAAACAAACAGGAAAGAUUUGGACGGUGCUGGAAUAGUUAAUAGUGCAUUAACAUCAGGUGCAUUUGGAUCUCCGUAUCAUGUGGAUUUUAAAAAAGGAUUCCAAUUAUUGACUGACCCUGAUUUAUUUAAACAGCCAAGUGGUGAUGAAAUCAAAGAUGCUAAAGCUCGUGUUAAGUACUACAAGGAGCAAUACAAGAAAGCUAAAGCUAAUGGUUACAAGGGAUCGUAUACAAGUUUCGUUAAAAAUAAGGGUUGGGCGGGAAAACCGUCUUUUACAUUCCCGGGAUUUGGAGGAACAAUAGAUAUCCAUAAACAGAUUGGUAAAUUACCAAAACCAAAAGGUGGAUGGACCUUACCGGGGCAUAAAUAUACAGGUCCUUAUAACGAUCUCGAAAACCAAGUGCGAUACAAUCCGGAAACUGGUGAAAUAUUAGAAAUUUACGAUCAACCAACUGGACCAACUGAUGCUGUGGCCAUGCAACAUGAUGUUGAUUAUAGUGUUUGUGGUGAUGACCGAAAGUGUAAAAAUAAAGCU
Molecule: messenger RNA, 804 nt
Organism: Porites evermanni
Lineage: Eukaryota; Metazoa; Cnidaria; Anthozoa; Scleractinia; Poritidae
Source: the annotation of a GenBank genome assembly